Messenger RNA from Eucalyptus grandis, 1249 nucleotides. RefSeq names its product peroxidase 4-like. NCBI's taxonomy places the organism in Eukaryota, Viridiplantae, Streptophyta, Magnoliopsida, Myrtales, Myrtaceae. The coding region runs from base 55 to 1023 and encodes 322 amino acids. The record is from RefSeq and is a predicted model, not a curated record. The transcript is spliced from 4 exons. Gene Ontology annotation, molecular function: heme binding; peroxidase activity. Gene Ontology annotation, biological process: hydrogen peroxide catabolic process; response to oxidative stress.
CGAGUCAUUCCUUCAUCAAAUACACCACAGUUCGUUAGUAGUGUGUGCAGAAAAAUGGCCUCGUCUUCUUCGUUUUCAAAGGCCGUUUUGACUUUGGUUUGUGUCGUGCUCCUUGUCGGUGGCACGAGUGCCCAACUUUCGAUUUACCACUAUGCCGAAACUUGCCCCCAACUCUGCCCGACGGUGAAGUCAAUCGUGCAGGCAGAGAUCGCCAAGGAGGCCCGCAUGGGUGCCUCGCUCCUCCGCUUGUUCUUCCACGAUUGCUUCGUCAAUGGUUGCGAUGGAUCGAACCUCUUGGAUGACACACCUACUUUCACCGGAGAGAAAAACGCGGCCCCGAACAGAAAUUCCUUGCGAGGGUUCGAAGUGGUGGACAAGAUUAAGGCUGCAGUGGAGAAUGUUUGCCCCGGCGUCGUCUCCUGUGCUGAUUUGUUGGCUAUUAUCUCCCGAGAUGCCGUUGAGAUACUGGGAGGGCCAGGGUGGGAUGUGAAGCUGGGAAGGAGAGAUGCAAGGACUGCGAGCCAGGCAGCAGCUAACAAUAGCAUUCCUCCUCCAACUGAUAGCCUCAAUGCUCUCAUUUCCGGCUUCCAGAAUCACGGCCUUUCUCAAAAGGACCUCGUCGCUCUAUACGGAGCACACACAGUUGGGCAAGCAAGAUGCACAAACUUUCGGGCCAGAAUCUACAACGAGAGCAACAUCGACAGCUCAUUUGCCGAAGCGAUGAAGAGCAACUGCCCGAGCGUCGCCGGCGUCGGCGACAACAACCUGGACGGGCUCGACUUCCAGAGCGCGACAUCAUUCGACAACACCUAUUACAUCAACCUCAUGAGGAAAAGAGGCCUCCUCCACUCUGACCAACAGCUCUUCAACGGCGGGUCCACCGACUCGCUCAUCAGGACUUACGCCCAAAGCCAAGAGACCUUCUUCAAAGACUUUGUGGCCUCCAUGAUCAAUAUGGGCGACAUCAAGCCCCUUACCGGAUCCAACGGCGAGAUCAGGAAGAACUGUAGGAGGAUUAAUUAAUUAUUGAUGAAUUUAGGGUCUACGUAUGCUCCUUUAUAUGGAGUUUCGGUAAUAAAUUGACCGAGCUGUAUUUCGCUUGUGUUUGUCCGCUUUGGAAGCUUUUGUUGUCGUGUGAGCGUUGGAGAAGGAAUUGUAAGAAUCAAAUGUUGUAAUAACUGUCCUGUGGAGAUUUCGUCAGCUGUUACCCAUAUCUUUGUUCGAAAAAUUAAAGUUGUUAGGAAAUGCA